This is a messenger RNA of Nothobranchius furzeri (turquoise killifish), 749 nucleotides long. The record is from RefSeq and is a predicted model, not a curated record. Lineage: Eukaryota; Metazoa; Chordata; Actinopteri; Cyprinodontiformes; Nothobranchiidae.
CAUGAUACACAUGUUAGUUUGUGUUGAAGUCUAAAUGUGAAUCUGAGUUUUAGUAAGACAUGUUUCACCAGCAUGGGCGCCAUCUGGGAGGUUGUCUUCAGCCACAUGGAGCCUUUACUGACUGACAGGCUGUUGGAUAUCAAAUCAAAUACAGGCCAUUUAUAACUGGCUGCUGCUCUAAAGAGAUGGAAGGUGUCCAGUUUUCCAACAUGUCAGCGGCUCAGAGAUCCGACUCAUCAGAGCCUCGCUGUCAGUCGGAGCUGCGCGAAGACUCUGGAGACUCUGAAGACGAAGACUCUGGAGACUCUGAAGACGAAGACUCUGGAGACAAAGACUCUGGAGACUCUGAAGACGAAGACUCUGGAGACAAAGACUCUGGAGACUCUGAAGACGAAGACUAUGGAGACUCUGAAGACGAAGACUCUGGAGAUGAAGACUCUGGUGACUCUGGAGACGAACACUCUGGAGGCUCUGAAGACAAAGACUCUGGAGACUCUAAAGACCAAGACUCUAGAGACCCUGCAGGCAUAGACCCUGCAGGCGUAGACCGGGACACUGCAGGCGUAGACCCUGCAGGCAAAGACGAGAACUCUCGGACCGGCUGGGCUGGGGGCAGAGCCUAUUGGACUGGCAGAGCCGCUGCAGGCAGAGCCUCUUGGACAGGCUGUGCUGCUGCAGACGGAGCUUUUUGGAUGUUGUUGUGUCCCCCCAACAAUGCUGACAAGGACAAUGGACCAACAACACAGUGA